Psylliodes chrysocephalus is the source of this 1415-nucleotide messenger RNA. Lineage: Eukaryota; Metazoa; Arthropoda; Insecta; Coleoptera; Chrysomelidae. The record is from the annotation of a GenBank genome assembly.
CUUUGAUAAUGUUACCAAUACUCAGUGGGACAAUUAUAUUGUAUCUUCAACUUGACGUCAUUCCCAUAAAAAAUGGGAAGCGAAGAGUCUUCUAACUGUUCGGAAGAACCUUACGGGAACUUCAGCACAAUCUUUGGCUCCACCGACGUUCCAGAAUGGGAAGCCAUCCUAACUAUAAUCAUAUUGUCACUGUUCAUACUGCUUACGAUAAUCGGCAAUAUCCUAGUAAUACUUAGUGUUUUCACAUAUAAACCGUUAAGGAUAGUUCAGAAUUUUUUUAUAAUUUCAUUAGCCGUCGCUGAUCUCACCGUAGCUAUAUUAGUCCUUCCUUUCAAUGUGGCCUACGCCGUAUCGGGAAGAUGGAUUUUUGGUAUUUACAUUUGUAAAAUGUGGCUGACUUCCGACAUCCUCUGCUGUACAGCCUCAAUCUUGAAUCUCUGUGCAAUAGCCUUGGAUCGCUUCUGGGCAAUAACUGAUCCCAUCAAUUAUGCUCAAAAAAGGACAGUCAAAAGAGUACUGAUGAUGAUAGCAUUCGUCUGGAUCCUGUCCCUAAUAAUCAGCGUACCACCCUUGAUAGGUUGGAAUGACUGGCCAUCGCCAGAAAUUUUCGCUGAAGAACAAGUUUGUGUGUUAACCAGGAGACAAGGUUAUGUUAUUUACUCAUCUUCAGGAUCAUUUUUUAUACCUUUGUUAAUAAUGACAAUAGUUUAUAUAGAGAUUUUUAUAGCGACUAAAAGGAGGUUACGAGAACGAGCGCAGGCUGCUAAAAUUAACAUAUCCAAAAACCAAACUAACAAGAAUGACGAUCAUAGAGACAGAGAAAGUGUUAGUAGCGAAACUAAUCACAACGAACACCCAGAUGAACAAACUAAAUCAAAUGACAAAUUACUGAAAAAUAAAUCAAAAGAUACUGAAAAAUCGACUUUAAAGCCAACAUUAGUUCAUGAAGAUUCCUUGACGGAUUUUGGAGAGAAUUCUUCUUUUGGAAGAAAGAACUCACAUCUUACAGCUGAAAAUAAAGUACCAAAUAGUUCUUCUACAACAAUUACUAUUUCUAAUACUAAACCUAGUCCUAAAGUCGUACUAGUAGACAACAAUAAGAAACCUGGGUUCGUGUAUCAAUUUAUUGAAGAAAAGCAGAGAAUUUCCCUAUCUAAAGAACGAAGAGCUGCUAGAACCCUGGGUAUAAUAAUGGGAGUAUUCGUAGUCUGCUGGGUUCCGUUCUUUCUUAUGUAUGUCAUUAUCCCUUUUUGCCCAGUGUGUUGCCCAUCAAGGAGGUUUGUUAAUUUCAUCACAUGGUUGGGAUAUAUUAACUCUAUUCUUAAUCCAAUCAUCUAUACUAUCUUUAAUAUGGAUUUUAGAAGAGCUUUUAGAAAGCUUUUAGGUUUAGGAGGACAAAAUUAAUGACAAGAAAU